Molecule: messenger RNA, 771 nt
Organism: Wallemia ichthyophaga EXF-994
Lineage: Eukaryota; Fungi; Basidiomycota; Wallemiomycetes; Wallemiales; Wallemiaceae
Product: Protein FAM86A
Exons: 5
Coding region: 1-771 (256 amino acids)
Source: RefSeq, a predicted model, not a curated record
AUGCUCAUUUCUAAACUUGAAUCCGUUCUUGAUGGCGAUGAAAUGGAAGUUAGACAAGAAAUUUAUGAUGCAUUCGUAGAUGCUUUAUCUCUAUCCAAGUGUGGUGAUGGCCCACCGCAAUCAAGUUAUAAGACGUACUACUACAACCAAGACCCACUCACUCUGUACGAAGAUCAGACUACUAUUAGUAAAGGCACAACAGGGCUAGUAACUUGGAUUUCAGCUCAGUCUAUGGCUCGUGACAUAUACAAUCCUGAUACAAAACUCCACAAGCACCUUGCAUCAGCUUCAAAAGUGCUAGAAUUGGGCGCUGGUUGUGGAUUGGUGAGUAUGGUAGUGAGUAAGCUAUUCAAUAGCACAGUAUACGCGACAGAUGUGGAUGAGAAUGUACUUCAAAGGUUAGAAAGAAAUGUUAAUCUGAACAAUCUUUCCACCAGGGUCGUUGGAUUGGAUUGGUUCAACGAUCGAGACGUUGUAACGAACAUUAUCCCAGAUGUAGUCGUCGCAGCUGACGUAGUCUAUGACGAUUACCUCUUCUCUCCCCUGCUUACCAUCCUCCAGGAGUGUUUGAGGAUGAAUCAUCAGUGCAAAAUUUACAUAAGGGGUGUUAUUCGUAAUGAGCGUACUUAUCAGAAAUUCAUCAGUAUGUUGCGGGAAGAUAUUAAACAUGACAUCAAUAUCAUGCAAAUCAAAAAUGAAUGUACUCAAAUCCGCAACCCGGCUUCGAACAAUCGACCAAAUGAGGACAUGUACGAGGUUUUGAUUGGGUGA